Rana temporaria (common frog) is the source of this 3953-nucleotide messenger RNA. RefSeq names its product zinc finger protein 16-like. The coding region runs from base 231 to 3530 and encodes 1099 amino acids. Gene Ontology annotation, molecular function: RNA polymerase II cis-regulatory region sequence-specific DNA binding; DNA-binding transcription factor activity, RNA polymerase II-specific. Gene Ontology annotation, biological process: regulation of transcription by RNA polymerase II; central nervous system development. Gene Ontology annotation, cellular component: nucleus. The transcript has 9 exons. NCBI's taxonomy places the organism in Eukaryota, Metazoa, Chordata, Amphibia, Anura, Ranidae. The record is from RefSeq and is a predicted model, not a curated record.
GGAAGUGACCCCGCAGCGCCCGCCCGUGAGACGCAAUAACCCGGAAGUCGAACAGCAAGGACGACCUCUGGAACGCAAAUCUUCACUGUGGGCCGGAAGUGACCAAAGCUUAUCAGGAAGUGGUCUCUUUUUUUUGCCCUUUAAAGGGAGUUUAGUGUGGUAUUUCGGGGAGAUUCGGAGGCAGCUGUACUCUACUCAGUGCAGGCUUCCCAGAACCCAACGCCAUCAGGAUGGAGCCCGACCACAGGCCGGUAUCGGAGGACAUUAUAAGCCUCACCCUGGAGAUCGUCUUCCUUCUGACCGGCGAGGACUAUAAAGUGGUCGGGAAGUCCAGUGAAUUUGCUAAUAAAGGUAUCCUUGGGUCCAAAGGCGUGAAGAGGCCAAUGGUGCCACCAACACCCCGAUCAAUGACGGCGGAUAAGAAGGUUCUGGAGGUCAGCAACAAGAUCAUCCACCUGCUGACCGGAGAGGUGUGGCGGUUCUUGGGACACGUGGCUGUGUGUAAUGAAGUGGUCAAGGAGAAUCUGAAGACCAUCAUCUCGCCUGGUUCCUCAAAAGUCUCCUACAAUAAAACGACUCUGGGCAAAAUCAAGCAGGAGCCGCCCUUGUUUGAGGACAAUGACCUUCCAUGUGCCAACAUUCCCAAACCACCGUGCCACGCAGAGGCAAAUAACCGAUUGAUGGAGAAGAGGAUCGUGUCGCGUCUAAGUGCAUUUGAGCUUAAGGCGGAAUGCGAAAUCAGUGAAGAAGAAGAAGACGUAGCUGAAGGGGGUGUAUACAUGAUGCCGCAAACGACGCGUCUGUAUAAAAAUGUUUUGCCUGAUUUCGGUGAGGAGGAACCUCAUCCAACCUCCGAUGGCUGUAGACCCGAAGGUCCCUCAGAGUUUUCUUCUUAUGCCGAAGAAGAAUCCAUCCCGUAUAAGGAAGAAAACGCUGUGGAUGGGGAUGGGUAUAACAUACCGGACACGGAAGAGGACAGCGGAGAGGAGAGCGGGUCACCUCAGCUGGAGGAAGACCCUUCCAUCACAGUCAUCGAGUACAAUGGGCUGUACGGCUCCACGUAUUCUCCAGCAUCCCUGGGCCAGAGGCAGCCGAGCUCGGAAAUCCAGGAUUGUUUCGCUGUCCACGCCGAUCUGACGAAACGCCAUCAGCACUCCCUCUUGAACUUUGACUGCGGGAGCUGCUCGGCAAAAAACUCCAUGCUGAUCAAAAACGAGAAGCAGCUCUCCUGCCCCGACUGCGGCAAGACCUUCUCCGCCAUCUCCCACCUCAUCCGCCACCAGAGGAUCCACACAGGGGAGAAGCCCUUCGCCUGCGCCGACUGCGGGAGGAGCUUCAACCAGAAGGCCACGCUGAUCAAACACCGGAGGACGCACACGGGGGAGAAACCCUUUGUCUGCUCCGACUGCGGAAAGUGCUUCACCAGCAGCGCCAACCUCACCCAGCACCAGCGGGUCCACACCGGGGAGAAGCCAUACGCCUGUGACGUGUGCGGGAAGACCUUCCGCAGCAGCCCCAACCUCAUCACGCACCAGAGGAUUCACACGGGGGAGAAGCCAUACUUCUGCGCCAUCUGUGGCAAGUUCUUCACCAACAGCUCCGUCCUGGUCCGGCACCAGAAGACGCACACCGGGGAGAAGCCAUACUCCUGCAACGUGUGCGGGAAGGGAUUCAUCCAGGGCUGUCAGCUCAACAAACACAGAAGGUGGCUACAUGCUUGUUCCGGCCCCAGACAGCCAGGGGAGGCGGCAUUUUCAGAAGGAGGUCAGCGAUGGUCGUUCUCUUGUCUCAUCUGUUAUGUGUGUUUUAUACAGGUCACUGCUGGAGCCCCACCCCCUGCGCCGAGGAUGGACGCUGAGCGAAAUCCGGUGACGGAGGACAUUAUCAGCCUCACCCUGGAGAUCGUCCACCUGCUGACUGGAGAGGAUUAUGGAGUGGUGAGGAAGUCUGCCGAGAGUCCUGUCACCUCCAGAAGCCCCCAGAGCAUCCAACCGGCGUUCUUCUCACUGACACGGGACUUGAAGAAUGACAAAAAGAUCCUCGAGGUCUCACACAAGAUCAUCCACCUGCUGACAGGAGAGGUUUGGAAGUUUCUGGGUCACGCGGCUCUGUACAAUGACCCGACGACGGAGAGCCACCAGACCAUCACUACGCUAGAUCCCUCCAAGUUUUGCCAAUCUGAAACAUCAAAGGACGGAAUUAAGGACGAAGUUGCGUCGGGUCACAGGGGGGACCCCCCAGAAAAUGGCGUUCUGAUACUGGAAGGAAAUAAAGAUGACGUUAUCGGGGAGGAGGCCAUGCCUUGCGAAGGAGGGGCGUUUACCAGCGACGACGUUCCUGCAAGCUUGGAAUACGCUAAAGACACUUCUGAUGAUAAGGAGUUGGUGACAUCACACGAUGAGCAGAAUACUCUCCCUAGUGAUGGUUAUACACCACCAGAUCGCGAGCAACAUGCGUUUAACCACGUUAAGGACGAACCAAUUGGUGGAGGAGAAACUCUUCUUCCACGUGCCGAGAGUACACCGGGUUCAGCUUCACAUGUGAAGGAGGAACGGUCCACCGAGGAGCUACAUCUCCCAGACGUAGACAUCUAUAGACAAGCAGGCGUGCAAUACGCAGACCACAUCAAGGCAGAAACCCCCGUCUAUGAAGAAGGCGGGGCCACCGAUGGCGACCUCUACGCACAGACGGAUUAUACGGUUCCCGAAACGGAUGCCGACAGCGGCCCUGAGAUCGAUACAGGGCAAAGGCUAGAAGCUCCCCUUGGAGCAAUUCCUCAGUACAACGGAAUGAUUUACCAUCAGCCGUUUCCCCCUCAGAUAACGGUCACCGUCGACAGGACGCACCAGUGCUCCCAGUGCCAGAAGCUGUUCACCAGGAACUCGGACCUGUCUAAGCAUCAGAGGGUCCACCAACGAUCGCAGCCCAUUAUAUGCACCGAGUGCGGGAAGAGCUUCACCAAGAAGUCGAUGUACGAGCGGCACCAAAGAGUUCACACGGGCGAAAAACCGUUCACGUGCGGCGACUGCGGGAAAUGCUUCGCCGUCAGCACCCACCUCACCACCCAUCAGAGGAUCCACACCGGAGAGAAGCCCUUCGUGUGCGCUGACUGCGGGAAAAGCUUCAACCAGAAGGCCUCGCUUAUAAAACACCGGCGGACGCACACCGGCGAGAAGCCUUUUGUCUGUUCUGUGUGUGGGAAGUGUUUUACGAGUAGCGCCAACCUCACCCUACACCAACGGAUUCACACCGGGGAGAAACCCUAUUCCUGCUCGGUGUGCGGGAAGAGUUUUCGGAGCAGCCCAAACCUCAUAUCCCACCAGAGGAUCCACACGGGCGAAAAGCCAUACUCGUGCACCGUAUGCAACAAAUUCUUCACCAACAGCUCCGUCCUGGUCCGGCACCAGAGGACCCACACGGGGGAGAAGCCAUAUUUGUGUUCAGAGUGCGGGAAAGGCUUCACCCGCAACUCGCUGCUCAUAAAACACCAGAUGAUCCACCGAGGGCAGAGGCCGUAUGCUUGUACUUAGUAGCCUAAGGGCUUUUUUUUUUACAAUUUUGGAUUCAUCUAAAUUCUCAAUGUGUAGCACAGGGCUAAAGAAGUAUCUCAGGAGCCAAGGCGCCAAACUUUUUAGGAGCCUUUUCCCUUAGUUUCCGCAAAGUGCAAUUUCUUCUUCACCCAAAUAAGACCUUCCCCAUACAGGACCAGAGUUUCUUGAUGCCGGGGGCUCAAUAAGAUUCUACCCGACAGCUGUCGUCGGUUUGGCUGUGCAUCGGGAUUUACCACCUCUGCGUAGAAGGCCAUCGUCUCCAAGUGGCUUCGAAAAAGUUAAGUUGCCAAGACCGGCGGCAGUAGCAUGUCAAGAAACUAAAUCAUUUAGCAUGUCGGAAGGGACGAUGUAAAGUUCCCUGAUUCAGUAUUUCAGUAUAAUAAAGUAUAUUUGAAGAAUGUG